GCUUACAUAUAAAGUGAUUGGUAAUGCCACUCUCCACUUAUUGAAAACUGCAGCCUUUUAGCUCCCAACCAAAAACAAAACCAAAAAAUGGCUGAACAACAAGAUCAUCACAAAGAGCUUCAGCUUUUGCCUUCUCCACCGUCGACGGAAUCUCCGGUUAGGAAACUCCGAGCAACAGUUAUAACAACCGAUCACCACCAUUCCUCAUCCAUGAUCCACCAAGAUCUCGACCUCAAACUCUCCAUCAGCCUCAGCACAAUUCCAACGGCGACGGUGGAGCAUCUAAGCGAUGGCGGAGGAGGAGGUGGUGGUGUGGAGGACCUGAAGUGGCAGGCAGCGGAGCAGAUAAGACUAGCGGCGAUAGAGAAAGCUUACGCGGAGAGAGUCAGAGAGCUGACUCGCCGUGAGAUGGAGAUGGCUCAAGCUGAAUUUGCUCGUGCAAGGGUGAUAUGGCAGAAGGCUAGGGAGGGGGUGGAGAGAGCGGAGAGGAUGAAGGAGAGAUCAAUGACAAAGAUCGAUACGACUUGCUUGGAGAUCACUUGCCACUCUUGCAGGCAACGGUUUAGGCCUUAAUUUAUGCAUUUAAUUGUUUCUAUUAACUAUUGUUAUUAUAAACGAAAUUUGAAUACUUGUUUAAUUAGUAUGAUAAAAUAAUUUGGAAAAAGAGAGAAAUUCUUUUGUUUAAAUCAUUUCUUUGUUGUUAUUUUCCCAUAACAAAUUUGUGGCAAAGAGUUUGUGUUCAUUUUCGAGUUUGGUAAUACUUGUCCUUGCUUUUGUUUUCUUGAAAUCGAAGGAAAACUAUAUGUCUAGAUCGAUAAGAUAUUCACUAAACGUUCUCUUGGUUA
Molecule: messenger RNA, 845 nt
Organism: Raphanus sativus (radish)
Lineage: Eukaryota; Viridiplantae; Streptophyta; Magnoliopsida; Brassicales; Brassicaceae
Product: zinc finger protein SHOOT GRAVITROPISM 5
Exons: 2
Coding region: 88-573 (161 amino acids)
Biological process (GO): gravitropism
Cellular component (GO): nucleus
Source: RefSeq, a predicted model, not a curated record